Messenger RNA from Talaromyces amestolkiae, 1758 nucleotides. RefSeq lists its product as uncharacterized. Bases 1 to 1758 code for a protein of 585 amino acids. The transcript has 3 exons. The record is from RefSeq and is a predicted model, not a curated record. Lineage: Eukaryota; Fungi; Ascomycota; Eurotiomycetes; Eurotiales; Trichocomaceae.
AUGAUGUCAACCGCUUUCAUCGCGGCCCUUGUAUUUUGGGAAGUGCAAGGGGCCGUUGCGCUCCAAGCGAGCACAACAACGACAACAGACAUUCCUCGCUGGUGUGGCAAGCCCUAUGAGAGCGGAUCCCCAAAUAUCAACCCCGGCGGACAAUUUACAUUCCCCAGCCCAUCAGCAAAUCCGCUGUUGUAUGUCCAAGUUUCGCCGCGCCACAGCAUCUACGUCUCCUCCGAGCAAACUGCGACAUUCAUAGUCGACGCCGCUCUAUCGCACUACCAUGGCGACGCCUACUACAACUCCACGCAAGUUCUGGGCUCAUCCACGACCCAGCCUUUUUCGGAUUUUUAUUUUGAUAUCCGCGUAGAGUCCACGGAUCAGGUCCUCGUGACCAACAAUGUAACCAUAAACUCGACCGACAAUCUAUUUGAAUUUGAGAUUGGCCGUCUACUCAGGCCACAGUUCGAUGCAUACGAUAUUGUGCUAUACGGCGCUUCUGAAGACGGAAACCAGACCUUCACCGCAACAACAAAACUCUUCUAUCUUCCCGACAAACCAACUGGUAGCGUCACCAAAAUCGACAAUCUGAACGGUAACCUUUUGUACAAAAGCAAUGCGACCAACAACAAAUUCGUCCCAUUUUUCGCAUUCGGAUUCUACACUUCCUACGGUGGGUAUCUAGAAACGAGUCUUGAAAAUGUGCAAGCAUAUUAUGACCUCGGAUACAGCGCGAUUCACCCAAUUCCCACAUUCUCGGAUAAUUUGACUACUAUACUGGAUUAUAUGGAUGAGUUGAAUCUCAUGUUUCAGUAUGAUAUGCGAGGGACAUACACCAAUCUCUCCUCGGUGGCGGGGCAGGUACAUGCAGUCAAGGAUCACAGUUCGCUCUUGGCUUGGUACACGGCCGAUGAACCGGACGGCAAUCAAGAUGCGCUGAAUGCUACGACUCUCGCAUACGAGACUAUUACCCAGAUCGACAAGUAUCAUCCCAUUGGGUUGGUGCUCAAUUGUCAGAAUUACUAUUUUGAGGAGUACUCGGCUGGAGCGGAUUAUUUGAUGGAGGAUGCGUAUCCGAUUGGAAUUAAUGCGACGUGGUCGAAAUGGGGCACGCCGUGUAACACGACAUAUGGGGAUUGUGGGUGCGAUAAUUGCGUGGGCGAGUUGCAGGAUGUAUCGAAUCGGAUUGAUGAUAUUGCGGAAUAUCAAGAGUAUCUGGGACAAUGGCAGAAACCGAUUUGGGCGGUGCCUCAGUCCUUUGAUGGUGAAGGGUAUUGGAGUCGGAAUCCAACGGUCGAUGAGACAUGGGUAAUGAAUCAACUUGCACUGAACCAUGGUGCAAAAUCUAUCAUGCUGUGGACAUUUCCAACGCUAGACGAUUUGGCAACUGCCAAUUCGCAGCAGUCGAAAGUUCUGACAAAGUCGCCUGUGCUUGAGUUCAUCACUGGGGGUCGACCAACACCUAUCUCAGUCGCUGGAUACGAGUUGCUCGACGUAUCAUAUUGGAUUGCAGGACAACAAGCGCUGAUCAGUGUUGUGAAUCUGGACUAUGCUGAUAUCUCCUCUGCGAUUGAGAUUGCAUUACCGUUCACUACUUCCUCGAUCGUUUCGAGUCCAUGGGGUAACGCAUCCUGGGAGUUGUCUAGCAACACGCUGAAUGCACAGAGUUUGAAUGCUCUUGUGACAAGUCUUUUGAUAAUCCGUUCGUUCUCUUACCAUACGGAGAUCAUCGUAGCUGAGGACGUAGAUGAAUAUAAUCCAUAA